Impatiens glandulifera is the source of this 1405-nucleotide messenger RNA. RefSeq names its product 3-dehydroquinate synthase homolog. Gene Ontology annotation, molecular function: oxidoreductase activity; 3-dehydroquinate synthase activity. The coding region runs from base 34 to 1269 and encodes 411 amino acids. Lineage: Eukaryota; Viridiplantae; Streptophyta; Magnoliopsida; Ericales; Balsaminaceae. Gene Ontology annotation, biological process: aromatic amino acid biosynthetic process. The transcript is spliced from 10 exons. The record is from RefSeq and is a predicted model, not a curated record.
UUUGGCUGGAUAUCAAAUUCAUUCAAUAUUGAGAUGCAAAAUGCCUCUGCUGUUUCCUGCUUAUCCUACUACCUCCGAGAUCUUCAAAAUUGUUGUAGAUUCUCAAAGAUUGGUUCAAAAUACACGAACAAUCGAGCCCAGUUGCAGUUCUAUCGCCGUUUGCCUGCCUUUUCUAUAUCAUCUUCUUCUUCAAUAUCAAUGUCCAAGAAGAAGCUAGUGUGGAUAUGGACGGAGAACAAGCAAGUCAUGACCGCCGCUGUCGAAAGAGGAUGGAACACGUUUCUCUUCCCUUCGCAUCGUCGCCAACUUGCCGACGAUUGGUCUGCAAUGGCGUUUAUAUCCCCUCUUUUAAUCGAGGACAGACAGGUUUACGAUGGCGACCGCAAAUUAAUCUCCACAUUUUCCGAGAUUUCUUCUCCCGCACAAUUAGAACAACUGAAACCGGAAAAUGAGCCUGCUGAUAAUAUUAUUGUAAACUUAUCAGAUUGGCAGGUGAUACCUGCAGAAACUAUUGUUGCAGCUUUUCAAACAAGUCAUAAAACUGUGUUAGCCAUCUCAAAGACCUCAAAUGAAGCACAGACUUUCCUUGAGGCCUUAGAAUUGGGUUUAGGUGGAGUUGUUUUAAAAGUUGAGGAUGUAGAAUCAGUUCUUGAGUUGAAGGAUUAUUUUGACAGAAGAAGUGAACAAGAUAAUAUACUGGAAUUGACCACAGCUGUUGUUACUCGUGUAGAAAUGGUUGGAAUGGGAGAUCGUGUUUGUGUCGAUCUUUGCAAUCUCAUGAUACCCGGUGAAGGGAUUUUGGUUGGUUCAUUUGCUAGAGGCUUGUUCCUCGUCCAUUCUGAAUGCUUAGAGUCCAAUUACAUCUCCAGCAGACCAUUCCGGGUUAAUGCAGGUCCUGUACAUGCCUAUGUGGCAGUUCCUGGAGGAAGAACAUCUUACCUUUCAGAGUUAAAAACUGGUAAAGAGGUAAUUGUUGUUGACCAAGAUGGUAGACAACGAAUUGGAAUUGUUGGGCGCGUGAAGAUUGAGACAAGACCACUUAUAAUUGUCGAGGCUAAGAUAAAAUCGAAUGAUCAAAUUCUCUGUAGUAUUCUUCUACAGAAUGCGGAAACAGUGUCCCUUGUCACUCCUAAAGGGGGGAACGGUUAUAAGACUGCAUCGUCAAUAGCUAUUACUUCUCUUAAAGUUGGUGAUGAAGUACUACUGAGAACUCAAGGCGACGCUCGUCAUACUGGAAUCGAAAUACAAGAAUUUGUUGUUGAGAAAUGAUUUGCUCUUUGGCCACUAGAAAAUGGUAAAUUUACUUGUGAGAUCAUGAAUUAGUUACUCAAUGUCAAUAAAUACAGAUUUUAACAAUUUCAUAUUUGAAUUAAUCAGAUAUAUAUAAUUCCAAUGUUUUGUUUCA